This is a messenger RNA of Papaver somniferum (opium poppy), 1248 nucleotides long. RefSeq lists its product as uncharacterized. The record is from RefSeq and is a predicted model, not a curated record. NCBI's taxonomy places the organism in Eukaryota, Viridiplantae, Streptophyta, Magnoliopsida, Ranunculales, Papaveraceae. The transcript is spliced from 4 exons. Bases 1 to 1248 code for a protein of 415 amino acids.
AUGCUGACUUGUCUAGGUUACUAUUACCUUGUCGAUGCCAGUUAUCCGAAUAGUGGAGGAUUUCUUGCGCCUUUUAGAGGCCAACGUUAUCAUUUAAAGGAAUGGGGGCAAGGUCGUUUAGAACCAAGGACAGCUGAAGAACUAUUCAAUAUGAAACAUUGUAGGGCUAGGAAUGUGAUUGAACGCGUUUUUGGAUUGUUGAAAAUGAUAUGGGCAAUACUUCGGAGUCCUUCAUGGAGAGAAAUGCCUAUGGAUGAAUUUCUAGAGGAAGACAAUUAUGAAGAUGGACCAGUUAAUUUAGUUUCUCCUCAAGAAAGUCGAAUGAUAGAAUUUGUUGAUUCCUCAGAUUAUUGGGCUUUUCAGAGGAAAGAGUUAGCUGAUCAAAUGAAAUUAAUGGCACCUCAUCGGAGUUGGGUAGAAGCUGAAGAUAACGUAUUGGUUGAUAUAUUGACGAAACUUACGCUCGAUGGCAAGUGGAAAAGUGAUACCGGAUUUAAAUCGGGCUACUUGAAAGUUAUUGAGCAGAAACUAACUGAGAAACUACCAACUUGUGGGUUAACUACUACCAACAUCGAUUCUAGAAUCAAGACUUUGAAGAAACAUGCGAUGGCCAUCAAUGAAAUGGUAACUAUUGGCAGUGGGUUUGAAUUUGAUUAUAUCAACAACAAGCUUGUGUGCGAAAAAAGUUUAUUUGAUGAUUGGGCUAAGUCUCAUACAAAUGCAAAGGGACUGUAUGGGAAAGCAUUCCCUCAUUUAGAUGCAUUAGUUGAGAUAUUUGCUGAAGAUAGGGCAAAUGGUAAAGGGGCUGCUUCACUUGCUGAAGAGCUAGAAGAGAUCGAGAAAGAAGGCGAACAAGAAAAGGAAGAAGAAAAUGAUCAACAACAAAGUAAUCAGUCCGAGUCAAACAGUGGUAAAGGUAGAAGGAAAAGGGUACGUUCAUCAUCCUUUGACAUUGUAUCGGGUGAAUCAAGUGGAGAUUCAAAUGGCCUUAGUUUGAUGGCUAAUUCGUUUAGCAAAUUUGUUACGGGUACACUUGAUCACUUUGAAGCGGUUCGUGUGUCCCUUACUCAAGAAGACGAUGUCAAUAAACGCUUGUUUGAGGAGUUGAAUAAGAUAGAUGGCCUCACUGAAGAUGAGGUGAUAGAUGCCGCAUCUAUUAUUCUCGAUUCAUCUACAAAAACAAAGGUUUUCUUCGGCAUGGGGGAAGAAAAACGAUCCAACUAUGUGAAGAACAAGAUUCUUAAGUAA